AUGUUUAGGUGGAGACAAGUGUUAUUUGCAAUUCGUAAUCCCAGAGCAGUAUUCGAAGGAUCAAAAGAACCACGAAAGCAGUUUUCUACAAGAGUUACUAUGUGUGAUAAAUUCAAGCUACCGGUGAGAUACGGUGCAGGAGAAGCGAGUGUUUGGGUAGAAUACAUUCAGCUAGCUGCAGAAUACAAACCAGCAGUGAACCUUGGACAGGGUUUUCCCGACUAUCCACCUCCUCAGCAUGUCAUCAAGUCUCUGUCGGAUAUAGCAUCACCAGAUAGUUUUUUGCUGAAUCAAUAUACUAGAGGAUAUGGCCAUCCACGACUGGUACAAAACCUAUCGAAGGUAUAUUCUCCCCUUAUUAAUCGUCAGUUAGAUCCAAUGACUGAGAUUUUGGUUACAAAUGGCGCAUAUGAAGCUUUAUAUUCUGCUAUAUUGGGUCAUGUAGACGAGGGAGAUGAAGUGAUAGUGAUAGAACCAUUUUUUGAUUGUUAUGAUUUUAUGAUCAAAUCAGCUGGUGGAGUGCCAAAGUUCAUUGCUUUGAAACCGAAACCUACAGAAUCUGAAUUGACUUCAAACAAUUGGGUGUUAGACGAGAAAGAGUUAACAUCCCUCUUUAACCCGAAAACUAAAAUGCUGAUUCUGAAUACGCCCCACAACCCCCUGGGAAAGGUUUUCAAUAGGGAGGAAUUGGAAGUUAUAGCAAACUUGUGCAAGAAACAUAAUGUUCUGUGCUUAUCGGAUGAAGUCUAUGAGUGGAUGGUCUAUGAACCCAACAAACAUAUACGGAUGGCGACCUUGCCAGACAUGUGGGAUCGCACCAUCACAAUCGGUUCAGCCGGUAAGACGUUUUCGGUGACCGGUUGGAAGAUCGGCUGGGCGUAUGGCCCACAGAAACUUAUGCGCAACUUGCAAGUUGUUCAUCAGAAUUGCGUUUACACUUGCUGUACACCCAUUCAGGAAGCAGUAGCUCGUUCAUUUGAAUUUGAAUUGGCUCGUGUCAACACUCCCGAGUGCUAUUUUAACUCCAUCAGCCGCGAACUGGUCUCGAAACGGGAUUAUUUUGUCAAAGUUUUGAGGGAGAACGGGUUUAACCCAACUGUUCCUGAUGGCGGGUACUUCAUUAUUGCUGACUGGACGAAACUGAAGAACAAAAUAGAUCUGACUUCAGAACGCGACAAGUAUCAAGAUUAUCGCUUCACGAAGAAAUUUGCGAAGGAAGCGGGUGUUCUAACAAUACCACCCUCGGCCUUCUAUUCUGAACAGCACAAGCAUUUGGGAGAAGAUUUCGCGAGGUUUUGCUUUAUUAAGAAAGACGAAAACUUAGCUCUCGCAGAGAAACUUAUGAAAGAAUGGAACGCAAAGAAAAAAUAA
Messenger RNA from Pieris macdunnoughi, 1371 nucleotides. Lineage: Eukaryota; Metazoa; Arthropoda; Insecta; Lepidoptera; Pieridae. The record is from the annotation of a GenBank genome assembly.